AAGAUGAAGAAAAGAUGGGAAGAUAAGGUUAAAAGAAUUGAACAUUUAGAACAGCUAUACAACAAAUGGCCUUUAUCACCUCCAUAUAAACCAAAGCUUUCAAAGCCAUGGCAGCCCUCGUCUAUCUGGAAGAUUUUUUGUCGUCAAAACCUAGCGUUUAGUUUUGCUAAAGGAUGUAAAGAGGAAGUUCAUUUGUUUGCUCUCGAAAAAGAAGGAGAUUGUGAAGGCCAAAGGAUCUAUUUAGUAACAACUUACACACAGCUUUGGCAUUACUACAGGAUGCACAUGCAGUCUUUAAUGCACUGCUAUGAAGUAAUACCAGAAGGAUGCGUUUGUAAGCUAUACUUUGACUUGGAGUUCCACAAGCCUUCAAAUAAAGAAGCAAACGGAAAGAAUAUGGUGGCUGCAUUAAUCCAGUAUGUUUGCCAGAAACUUGAAGAAGUAUAUCAAAUCAAAUGCUGUACUGAAGAUGUACUAAAUUUGGAUUCUAGUACUGAAGAAAAGUUCAGUCGACAUCUUAUAUUCCUUCUUUGUGAUGCAGCUUUUAAAGAUAACUUGCAUGCUGGUAAUUUUGUCAAGAGCGUCAUGAAUCCUGGAAUUCUGGAAUUGCAAAGACGAAAUCCUUUACAAAGCAGCGGUAUCACAAAUACCCCAUCUGCCUCUUAUCUUCCUGAAAGUAAUGAAGAACUUGAAAAUUCAACAAGGAACAGACAGAACACCACUGCUGUGGAUUUUCCUCCUAUUUUCGUCAAGGAUAAAUCUGGGCGUGAAACUUUGUUUGUUGACCUAGGUGUCUAUACCAAGAACAGAAAUUUCCGUGUAUACAAGUCCACUAAAGCAAAAAAGAAAGCAGCUCUGAACUUGGCAGAGGACAAUAUGUUUAUGCUACAUCCAAGGAAGGAGGUUUUAAAAGAAGAGGACAUUUUCUUGUCUUCUUUGAUCAGCAAUAUUAGGUUUACGGACAGGUUACGAAUUCUGACUUUUGAAGAGAACACAAUUGAAAAAUCGAAAUAUCUGUGUGGAUCUGAAACUCCAUCAUGCUUCACAGCAGAUGUUGCUGGGCAGAAUGUGAACUCACCUUAUCCAGAAGUUGAUAACUUCAUCCUGUCUUUGGUAAAUGGACAUGGUGUUCAAGGAGGCAUACGAAGAUGGAAUUACUUCUGCUUGGAGGAACUUCUAGUUUAUGACAUUUCAAAAUAUCGAUGGUGUCAGAAUAUACAGAGACACCACAAAAGCAACAAUAUAAUGAUUAUGGUAGAUCUGCGAAAUGAAGUUUGGUAUCAGAAAUGCCAUGAUCCUGUGUGCAAAGCAGACAACUAUAAGUCCAAAGCCUGCCCUCUACCACCAGAUAUUUGUCUGAGCUUCCUGCUGACUGAGGACCCUGAAGAUAUUCAGUAUACAAUGGACAGAGCUGGAAAUAUUGAACUGAGCCCCAAUACAGUGAGACACGAGGAGUUCAAACGGACACCCCAGUUAGAAUGGGAUGAUGGUGCUGAUGAUGAAUUGUAUUUGAAGGUUUUGGAAGAUGUAGAGGAAGAAAGCAAGCAAAGUGAAAAAAGAAGAAAAUAUGCAGAAAUUCCUGAUGAGCUUUUGCUGGAAGCCCUAAAUGAACACGAGACAUUGAUGACUUAAUGUGCUCUGAGAGACAGCUUCUUCAGGACCACACUAACAGCAUGUUACUUCUUCAUAAAAGGUGCUGUGUAAGAGUAUUCAUUUGAGACUGGUCUAUAAAACAUAGAAAGUGAAUAUAUUAUGCAUUUUAAUAACAUUUAACUUUUAUUAACAGGACAAAGAAUA
Erpetoichthys calabaricus (reedfish) is the source of this 1797-nucleotide messenger RNA. It is a transcript of the gene primpol, whose product is annotated as primase and polymerase (DNA-directed). Gene Ontology annotation, molecular function: chromatin binding; DNA-directed DNA polymerase activity. Gene Ontology annotation, cellular component: nucleus; mitochondrial matrix. Gene Ontology annotation, biological process: mitochondrial DNA replication; response to UV; replication fork processing. The record is from RefSeq and is a predicted model, not a curated record. The transcript is spliced from 12 exons. Bases 4 to 1632 code for a protein of 542 amino acids. NCBI's taxonomy places the organism in Eukaryota, Metazoa, Chordata, Cladistia, Polypteriformes, Polypteridae.